Molecule: messenger RNA, 3854 nt
Organism: Hyaloscypha bicolor E
Lineage: Eukaryota; Fungi; Ascomycota; Leotiomycetes; Helotiales; Hyaloscyphaceae
Exons: 2
Coding region: 310-3567 (1085 amino acids)
Source: RefSeq, a predicted model, not a curated record
GGGCUGUGCCCAGCAGCUUUGUCUCGAUCACUGCUGACCGUUAAAUAGCUCGAAGACAACCACCAUCUGCAAGUGCUCACAUCAGAAGCGAUCCAUACGAUAUACAACUUCUUUACAUAAACGAUCCAGCCCACCGACUUUUGAAGCAGUGGUCCUUCGCUCCAAUCAACUGGAGGGGGCACACUUGGCCUGUGAUAAGACAUACAGAUACGAAAUACCCGCCAACAACUUUGAAGAAGGAACUUGUAUCCGCCUGGAAUCCAACGCUAUCUCAGGCUUGGCUAUAUUCUGCAAAUCACUUCCUUCCAGAUGACCACGGCCGCUCUCCAUAGUCCUCGGAGAGUUUCGGCUACCCUGCUGAGACAGGCAGGCAGCUUGCCUCGAAGAUGUCGACCGCAACAGCAAACACGAGCCUUUCGACUAGGCCUAUGGUCAUCAUAUCUAGACCAAAACUUCCAAAAGGAAGUUCGUCGUCGCCACCGAGUGGUGAAGCACAAGUACAUUGAAGCUUUGAAUAGGAGGCUCUCGUGGGAUCGUCAUUUUCCAGCCAAUCCUAAACAUCUCGGCUUGAAGGGAUUCAUGUGCAGUGCAUGGCGUGGACAAGACUCCAGGCCUGGUGGAAGACGGGUAGAUGUUGAUGAAUUGUUUGAUAGUAAAGAGAGGACACAGAAGGCGACAGGAAAAGGGAUCGAAGACGUUGAACAGAGCGCCGUCGAGAGGCUUUUCAGGAACCAAGAUGCGGUGUACGACUACAUCCGGACAAGGUCUUCAAGGCUAUGGACAUGGAAUGACCCAACUUCGGCCGAGAACCCUACGGUAGUUGGCGCAACCUACACCUCUCCAUCUUCUGUGUACGAUCUAGAAGCCUUCCGGAAGCGCUUCCAAAGCAAACAAGAUUCGAACACUAGUUCCGAGCCUGAGUAUGAGAUUGAUCCCAUCACAAAUCGAAAAGUAUUCAAGAAUAAGUCGAAUGAUUCCGCAGAACCCGGCCGCAAGCCAAUCGAGAUCCCGGUGAAGACUUUCAAGGGAUACCGAUCACAGUUUAAAGACAAACCCUCUCCUUCGUCCUCUAAGUCUGUUCCAGAAAACACGCAGGAAGGAAAAGAUAACAAAUUCCCGCCUAGUGAACUCUUCAACAACAAUAGUACAUCAAGCAAGGUCUAUGAACCAGCCAUCUAUGACCCAGCCCACGGGUUCGAGGAAUACGACCGCAAAGUGGAUUACAAAUCGGGCCAGUUCUACGAUCCUGCUUCGAUCAAGACAAGUCAUCCCGAUCCUGUCCAAGAGGGUCUGCGAGAUUACGACGACAAAAUUUCCAGCAAAGGAGCUGAAUCCACCAAGUCUGCAGCACCGGGACCCGAAAUCUCCGGCAAUAUUGAUCCUGUGCAAGAGGGCCUAAGGGAAUACGAUUCUAAAGUUGACUAUGGUUCUGGCCGAUUUUAUAAAUGUUCUGAAAAGGACAUUGACUAUUCUGAUCCCGAUCAAUCUGGUUUGAAGGAAUACGAUGAGAAGAUUUCGGGCGGCGAGACUAUAUCUUCCAGCUUAGACGCGACGGUUUCUAAGCCCGUUGGUAAAGAUGGCUGGAAGGAGUACGACAAUCAGGUUGACUACAAGUCAGGCCAGUUCUAUGAGCCUUCUGGGACGACCAUUGACUAUUCUGACCCUAUUCAGAGGGGAUUGAAAGACUACGAUGGAAAGAUUUCGCGCCAGGGACUUCAAAAUGGAUCUAGCAUUGAACCAUCGAAGCCUCUUGAUCCUGUUGCGGAAGCUUUCCGAGAGUAUGAUGAAGAAUUCCCAGCCAGACAGACUUCCAAGAAGUUGGAUGAGGGAAUCUCUCAAUUGGACCCUGUCGAAGAAGCUUUUCAUGGCUACGAUCCUGUGCAUGAAGAAUUGAAGAAAUACGAGUCCGAGGUCUCCAGCGAGCGUACCGGGAAGGCGACGAGUGACCCAGCCAGAGAUUCUCUCAAAGACUAUGAUGCUCGCACAAAUUACGGGCCUAAAGGAGCACUCGGAAUUCCUCUGAAGCGUGGGGGUUUCAUCUGGAGAGUAAGAGGCGCAGUCGACAGAUUGUACAACGAUGUGAAAGACGACCUUGAACUACUUCGGGCCAGUGAUGUUCGUGCAGCUUCAGGCAUCGUCAAAAAGCCGAAGAAUGAGACCGACUCAGACAAACUUGCCAUGAGGAAGCAAUUAGAAAGCGACUUCAAUGAUCGUCAAGGAAACACGCUAUCGUCUGCAGACGAAGUUGCUGCCGCUGAGAAAGUCAAGCAAUCCCGAAAGCUUGUCGAGGAUCUCAGGAUCGAGCAUAGUGAACUGCAAAACCAUGCUGCUCAUGCUCGCAGCCGGAUAAAUGCCAAGCUUGCAGAAGUUGAAGCUGAGUGGCCAAGCCCUAAGAAGAUGACUGGAAAUUUUGUAAGAGACUUCCCAGAAGAAUUCGAGACAUCUUGGACCGUUGAUCAAAGCAACCCUGGAAGCUUAACCCCCAAAAAGAAGUCGAACAAUUCGAAUUUCGAACAAGAAAUUGAGAACAAUGUGCAGAGAGAUGAGGUUGCCUAUGUUUCCAGAAUGGCGCCCAAUGAGACGUCUUUGAACAGCUCAGGUGCCGUGAAGAUUGAGCCAUCCCUGGAUCGAACUAAUGUCUGUCAAGUCGACAAGGGGACUAGCAAGCUCGACAUCCAUGAGGCCAACGUAAUUGGAGCGCCGGAAAGUAGCUCAAGAGAGGAGCAGCAACACGACAAGAAGACCAAGAAGGAGAGUGAUCGAAAACUCAUCCAGGAAGUCCGCAAGAUAUACGAGGAUACAUACGGCACGAUCGAUAGCAGACAUCAACAAACUGGGGUGUCCAAUGGUACUGAGGAAGCUAUAGCUAUCGAACCAACCGCAGAGACUGCCGAACCCACAUUGUACAAGAUCCUUGCAUAUGACCCAACUAUGCAAUCGAUCAGCACGGCCGAAACGACUUCUAUUGUGCCCGACUCGUCAGGAGCUUUGACGCCGGCUGAAGUUCUUCUCCGAUUAUCAAAUCCGGCCAAGUUCUUCCCACACUUUCAGCCACUUCAGUCAGAGGGCUAUGACAUUGUGUCUGGAAGUGGCGAUGUGCUUGUGUUCCGGAAAGUACGGUCAGGUGCACCCGUCAAUACGAUGAUUGAUCGUACUGGAAGGGGAUGGACGGUACCUCUGAGAGGUUCGAGUUUCGAGCCGAAGCCAGUUGCAUCAGAAAGGGCUCAAAGCUACAAGGCAACCAACCCUAUUGAUGGUAUGCAAAGCAGUCCGGUUGCCGCAACUGGGAACUUUGCAAGUCCCACAGGCUUUGUCAACCACGAUCUCCCUGGUGUAUCCGAUCCACCAUUUAAGUCGAAUAUUGAUGUCCGACGAGAGGAGCCGGUCUUCAGCGGCAAGCGGAAUUGGGAAGACGAGAGUGAGGGUUCUCGGCGGAAGGAAGGAGGAAAGUUCAAGAAGGUUUUGAUUGGCGGAGCUUGGGUUGCUGCUGCCUCCUAUGCUGUGGGUGUUGUUGCUGAGUUCUUCAAGACUGGAGGUGCCGAUGGUAAGGGACCUGAGGGUUUCUGAAGGUGUCCACGUUAGCAGGGCGUUCAAGUGGGGAGUUGGGGGCAUCGAGCAUGAUGCAUUAUCAGGGUGAGGAUUGUGUGAGUCUGCAUACCGGCUGCAAGGAGAUUAAGAGCACUUGUCGAGUUCCACGGUUCUUUGAUGCUGAGCAUUGGGCACCAAGUCAAGCUCCCAGCUUAGUGUGGAGGGCUUGUCGGUGGAGAGAAGAUGCUUUUGAUUUUUCAUUGUGCCUACUCCUCUCUGGUGAUACCAUAGAGACAAAUCCACUCAUAUUUCAAAAGACGUUGCUA